UUCGUGAGUGUGGUUUGCUUUUCUUUUUUCGGAUUCCAGCAAGAAGCGCUCUCGCUUUUUCUCGCGUUUCACCUCAGAUGCCCUCUGGGCUUCGCUGUUCGCCCGCCACAGCGAGACAAGACGACAGGUGCCGCAAGUUCUUUUCCUCGUUUUUCGUCUGCACUUUUGCGAAAAACAAAGGCGCAUCCCAUGUCUCUUGUUUUUUAACUUGUCCUGUUGUUUGACUUCAAGUUUACCUCUCCAUUGUCCUGCCUCUGUGUCUUUUUUUUCCUUGGAUCCUCUCGUCGACGACAGAGUUCUCCUCUCCAGUUGCGAGCGCUUUGUUUGCUUUCGCCGCACUCGCAAGCGAGUUCGUCUUCUUUCCUCGCUGCUUUUCUCCCUGUCCUGUCUCCUUCUUUGUGUUUCCUCUCGACAUACUUGCGACUUUCCUCCUCUCUCUCUUUGCCUUGUCCUCCCGUGCCUUUUCUCUCGGUGUCUCAGGUCUUGCCAGAUCGUCAAGUGUAUCGAUGCGCGUUUCACAAGUCGCAGGCCGCAAAGAUCGUCGCGGCGCUCGCAACACAGGCAACAUCACCUUCCCUCAAACUUCUGGGAUCCCUCAACACCGAGGCUCCACAGCCGAAACAACUCUCGUCGCGUCCUUGCUUCUCGGAGACUCACGAGCGCAGUGUUCCUCGGCGAGGAAAGAAGAGCGCUCACGCAGGCAGACGCCCGCGGACCUUCCCCGUUUUUUUUUUCACUGAGGACACUGUCUCCAGUUGACGCCCUAGCUGUCUCUUCGCAGUCGCGACCGUGAAGCAGAAUUUUCGACUCUCUCUCCCUGCACUCUUUUCUGGAGGUGAAACGCAGGGGCAAACAACCGGAGAUUUCCACCUGCUCUUCUCUUGAACGAGGACGAACUCCGAGAGCUUCAGGGUGGAGUAAACACAGAUUUGCUUUAUGGGCCGGGGAGAGAGAGAGAAGGCGAAUGCGUCUCUUUCACGGAAGCGUCUGAAGAGAGACGACGGGAGCGGGGAAAACAAAAACAUCUGGACAUGCAAGAGGACCAACAAACUGCACGACGGCCAGACUCCUGGUCGCAUCGUUUUCUCGUCCUCCUGACGCGCCUCAAUCUGCAGGGGAGCGCUGUACAUACAUCCGAGAAGGCGGAAUGAAAAUGCUUAAGCGCAGGACUCCCAGUGCUUGAAAACAGGAAUACUCGCAACAGGCGAUAUGGAGUUCUAAGCCGCGGAGAUUCGCCUUUCCCUCUCCCGCCGUUAUUGGGAUUUGUUUUCUUCCAGCUACGCUCUCCCCUUCGCGUCUCCAUUUCUCUGACGUUUCUCUUUGUCUUCUCGCGCCCUCUCUGCGGUCUCCCUCGAAACGUUCCUUCCUUCUUUUUUCUCUCCUCCCUGUCCGCUCUCUUCUGCUUCUUCUCUUUUCUUCUCUGACCCGUUCGCCUCUGCGUUUCGCGUCUCUUCCCGUCCGUUCUCUUCAUUUUCAGUCUCCUUUAUGAGCGCUUAUUCGCGUCGCUCCCCGGAACGGCCGGUGGACUACUGCCUCUUGUCUUCUCUGAACGACGCGCCUGCAUCUUCGUCUUCUUCUUCUUCACUGGUCUCAGCUUCUCCGCCUCCUUCUCUUUCCUCCGUCCCCCCUGGGUUCUCCGCCUCGGUUGCGUUCCGGUCUCUCGGGAGGCGGAGGGAAGCCGGGAGGGCAGCGCAGAACUCGGAGCCUUCUGGAAAGCGCGAGAGAAGCCGUGGGCGGACGCUGCGUUGUGAGCAUGGCGCACUGCGUGCAGCCGAAGAAAAACGACGCGCGCGACUUUCGGAGGAUGAAACUGCUCGGCUGAACGCAGAGGAAAACGCCAUGGACUGGGACGUCCCGCCCCCCGCGUCCAGCGCCGACUACCAGGCAGCCGCUGAGGAUGCGCCAGUCCUCACUCUGGGGUCUCGAAGAGGCACCUGCGCGCAAGAUGGCAACUGCCUGCAGCGCGUCUGCGCAUGGCUCGCACACGCAUGCUGCGGAGUGCAGCCUCAGUACCAGGAACGACUUCUCUACCUCGACGGCCGAACCGUUCCUCAGUACUUCCCGAGCAACGCGAUCAAGAACACCAAGUACAACGUCUUCACUUUCCUGCCGAUGGUCUUGAUGCAGCAGUUCAAAUUUUUCUUCAAUCUGUUCUACCUGGCGGUCGCCUUGGCGCAGCUCCUGCCGCUUCUACAAGUCGGACCUCUCUUCACUUACCUUGCGCCUCUCGCCUUUGUCCUGUUCGUCACCCUGGCGAAGGAAGCCUACGACGACUACAAACGAUACGUCCGCGACCGCGAGAUGAAUGAACAGGGCUACAAACGCCUGACCCCAGAAGGAACGAAAGACGUGAUGGCGGCGAAGAUCGAAGUGGGCGACAUCAUCCAAAUUGAGGCGAAUCAGCGCGUCCCUGCAGACGUCGUUUUCCUUCGAACUACGGAUAAGUCCGGGAGCUGUUUCAUUCGCACUGACCAACUCGACGGAGAGACCGACUGGAAGCUGAGAAGAGCUGUGCACUGCACUCAGCGUCUGAGUUCGCCGGGGGACUUGUGCCGAGCGACAGGCUGGUGUCAUGUGGAAGCCCCGCGGCAGGACAUCGACGAAUUCACAGGAAAAUUCGUUCUGACUCGCGCGCCCUCUCCAGCGCCUCCAGCGCCUCCCCUCGCCAGCUUCGGAGCGGACGGGGACUGCGGCUGCGAGAGCCGGCUCGAGGCGGGGGAGCUGGACGGCGACAGACAGACCGAGGGGGAGAAGAAGAACUGCGAGGAGGAACAACUGAUGGUUUCGGCGCAUGGCGGGAGAACAACUCGAGACGGAGAGCAGCCGAUCGUCGAAGGCUUGACCCUCGACAACGUUCUCUGGGCCAACACGGUUGUCGCCUCCGGCUCUGUCCUCGGCCUCGCGAUCUACACCGGCAAAGAGACGCGGGCGACAAUGAAUGCUUCGCAGGCGACGAUGAAGGUCGGGCAGUUCGACCUGGAAGUGAAUUUGAUGAGCAAAGUUCUCUUUGGAAUUCUCGCGUUGCUGGCGUUCGUCCUCGUCGCUCUGCGUCGCCUUGAGGGCAUCUGGCCUAUCUACUUUCUGCGAUUUGUUCUUCUGCUUUCCUCGAUCAUUCCGGUCUCCCUCCAAGUGAAUCUCGUCAUGGCGAAGACCCUCUACAGCAUCUUCAUCAUGCGCGACAGAAGAAUGAAAGACACUGUGGUGAGGACCUCGACGCUGCCGGAAGAGUUAGGGAGGAUCGACUUCCUCUUCAGCGACAAGACAGGGACGCUGACUCGGAACGAGAUGCACUUCAAGCGCCUGCACAUCGGCCGCGCGAUGUUCGCGGAAGAUGGCCUCACCGAACUCCGCAUCUUCCUCGAGAGCUACUUCCUUCGCUCGCAUCCUGUCUCGCCUGCGAACGCCGACCAGCCCAGUUGGAGAGACAGAGAGCGAGCAAGAACGGGAGAGAGAGAACGCGGACGAGAACUGGGUGGGCGACGCGGAGAAGUUGUGCAUGCAGCAGUCGAGGCGAUUCGUGCUCUCAGUCUCUGCCACAACGUCACCCCCGUGAAAGACGAGGACAGUCAGAUCACCUUCCAAGCUGCGUCGCCGGACGAAGUCGCCCUCGUGACGUUCGCUCGAGAUAUAGGAGUCAAACUUGUUCACCGCGACGAGCACUGCAUCCGCCUCGAGGUGCCUGGCGGCGCUGCCCUCGAGUACUCGGUCUUGACUACGUUUCCGUUUAGCUCUGAAACGAAGCGGAUGGGGAUUAUUUUGAGAGAGGCUUCUUCGCAGAAAAUUUUCUUUCUGGUCAAGGGCGCAGAGGCCGUGAUGAUUCCGCGGCUGCAGCCGAAGGGAUCUCACUGGCUGCAAGAGGAAUGCGACAACUUCGCGCGCCAGGGUCUGCGGACGAUCGUGCUCGCGCAGAAGGAACUUUCGGAGGCAGAGUACGACCUCUUCGCCACCCGAUAUGCAGCUGCCCGCGCUGCGAUGACCGACCGGCAUUCGAAGUGCAGGCGGGAGAUCGAGAGACUCGAAGAAGACCUCAGACUCCUCGGCCUCACGGGCGUCGAGGACAAGCUCCAGAAUGAUGUCCCAGCGACGCUCGAGGCCUUGCGGCACGCGGGAGUGAAAGUUUGGAUGCUCACAGGAGACAAAGUGGAGACCGCGACUUGCAUCGCUGUUUCUGCAGGCCUCAAAGCUCGCCAGCACUCACUCACGAUUCUUUCCAGUCAAAGCAUUCGAACGCCUUCUCAGACGCAGGAGGCUCUGGAGCGAUUCGCAAUGGGUCCGAGCGAGAGCGUCCUCGUUGUCGACGGCCGCGUCCUUGGGGCAGCUCUGCAGCAUUUUCCUCACUACUUCGUUCGCGUCGCAGCGCAGGCGCCGGCCGUCGUCUGCUGUCGCUGCUCGCCGACGCAAAAGGCUGACGUCGUUCGCUUCGUGAAAAAGUUCACUGGACGCAGAGCCUGCGCAGUCGGCGACGGCGGCAACGACGUCUCGAUGAUUCAGGCCGCCGACGUAGGCAUUGGAAUCGUCGGAAAAGAAGGCCGCCAGGCGUCGCUGGCUGCGGACUUCAGCAUCACGCAGUUUUCUCACCUGCGGCGGCUGCUUCUCUGGCAUGGCAGAAAUGCCUACCAACGCAGUGCGAAGUUGGCGCAAUUUGUCAUCCACCGAGGCCUGAUCAUCGCCUUCAUCCAAGUGAUCUUCUCGGCCAUCUUCUACUUCAUUCCGCUUGCGAUUUUCCAGGGGUGGCUGCAAGUGGGGUACGCGACUUACUACACGAUGGCGCCGGUUUUCUCGCUCGUUCUGGACGAGGAAUUGCCCGAAGACGUCGUUUUCAUGUUCCCCGAACUGUAUCAAACGCUGAAGAACGGCCGCGUCUUGAGCGUGAAAACAUUCUUUGGCUGGGUGUGGAAAUCCAUUUACCAGGCCGCGGUGGUCAUGAUGGGCGCCGUCGCGCUGUUCGAAAACUCCUUCACGAACGUCGUCAGCAUCACCUUCACGGCGCUCAUUCUCGCCGAGCUUCUGAACGUCGCCUCGGAGAUUCAGACCUGGCACCCGCUGAUGAUCGCCUCGGAGAUCUGCACCGUCGUGAUCUACAUUUUCUCCAUGUUCAUCUUGCGAAGCUACUUCGACAUCACGUUCAUCAUGACGCUCACGUUCUGGGCGAAAGUGACGGCCGUCACCCUCGUCUCCUGGGUGCCGAUACAGAUUUUCAAGGCUGUGAAGAAGACCCUCCAGCCGCCUCAGCAUGCGAAGCUCGCGUCGCCGUGAGCACGCAGAGCGCCGAGGAGCGCAGAACGAAGAAGAACCGAGAAAACAGGAGAACGAAGGGAGAGAAAAGGACACAGGGACAAGAGAAGAAGAAGAGCUCGACAGGGAGACAAAGGAUGGUUCAGUGGGGAUGUGACAGCGAGUGGAGUUCGAGAGGAAAGGAGCCUUGUUUUCUUCGUAGCGUCUGCUUUUCGUUUGCGCCUCGCGUUCUCCUCCGUCGACUUCCGUUCUCUGUCGGUCACUGUGUAAUGGCGAGACAAGGCAGAAACAUCGGAGACUUCUGCUUUGCUCCGCAGCGUCUGUCUGACGCCUGCAGAAAGCGAUGCUCGUCAUUCGCCAUCGAGUUGCUUCUCUGUUUCUGUAUUUCCUUGUGGUUCUCUGGACGCGAGACCUUCGUUUUACCGCCGUUCGUUUCCAGAACGACGCCUCCUUUCACAGGAACCCAGUCGCUCCCGUGUCUGGGCACUCGAGAAGAACGCGAUGCAUGCACCGAAGUCUCCGAGACCAUCGGGUAUCUCGUCGUCUGUCACAGACCUCCUGAGUCUUCUUAAACUUUGUCAAAUGGUAGAAAACAGACAGUUGCACAUAUCCAUAUCUAUCAAUAUAUAUGUAUCUCUCUCUCUAUAUAUAUAUAUAUAUAUAUAUAUACCUAACAGUAUCCAUAUCUUUCUGUCGUCUCUUUAUUCACCUGUCUGUCGACUCAUCUAUACAUAUACAUAAAUAUGUAUAUAAAUAGUCUUUCUCCGUCGAUUUGUCUGUAUUUGAAUGCCUUGGUUUAAUGCCGCACAGAGCGAAACGACGCUUUUCGUUAUUUGUCGGGAAGGAAACAUUUGAGGUAGCGUUCUGGCGCCCCAUACAAACUCGCCGGUCACCCUGCCUGGGCUGUACCGACGCCCCAGCGGCGCGGCGGAGCACACAACUUUUCGAGAAGUUCUUCCGCGUUUUGAAGUUUUCUUUCUGGUCGACUCCGGUUCAUCUCCCGCGUAACGAGUGCCUGCAUUGUGUCUUCUGUGAAGCCAGCAGUACAUGUCUGCAUGUCUGCAUGAAGAUGGAUGUCCUCACAACUCAGGAGAAAGACUCAGAUAGAGGUAUCGGUGUCCUCUGUGAAACCGCG
Messenger RNA from Toxoplasma gondii ME49, 6370 nucleotides. RefSeq names its product cation-transporting atpase family protein. The transcript has 20 exons. NCBI's taxonomy places the organism in Eukaryota, Apicomplexa, Conoidasida, Eucoccidiorida, Sarcocystidae. Gene Ontology annotation, molecular function: ATP hydrolysis activity; ATPase-coupled intramembrane lipid carrier activity; ATP binding. The record is from RefSeq and is a predicted model, not a curated record. Gene Ontology annotation, biological process: phospholipid translocation; endocytosis; retrograde vesicle-mediated transport, Golgi to endoplasmic reticulum. Bases 1486 to 5256 code for a protein of 1256 amino acids. Gene Ontology annotation, cellular component: endosome; plasma membrane; trans-Golgi network.